Molecule: messenger RNA, 3613 nt
Organism: Formica exsecta
Lineage: Eukaryota; Metazoa; Arthropoda; Insecta; Hymenoptera; Formicidae
Product: mitogen-activated protein kinase kinase kinase 7-like
Exons: 9
Coding region: 174-2036 (620 amino acids)
Biological process (GO): JNK cascade; positive regulation of canonical NF-kappaB signal transduction; protein phosphorylation
Molecular function (GO): ATP binding; magnesium ion binding; MAP kinase kinase kinase activity
Source: RefSeq, a predicted model, not a curated record
GAUCGGAGCCAAUCAAAUCGAAGAAGAAGAGGAAUAGCAGUGCCCUUCGGUUUGAUACUGGAAAAUGGCGAUCUGCGAGGUUGUUUGAAGCAUAAUUUCAGUAAACACACUCGCGGACUCGCAACUCGUUGGUUAAAUGUGCCCUGAAAAUCAUGUGACGUGGACUGUGUGCGAUGGCGAGCAAAGAGAUAAUCGGCCAUCAGCAGCAGUUCGUUGAGGAAAUCGAUUAUAAUGAAAUCAAAACUGAGCAGGUAGUCGGCAAAGGUUCCUUUGGAGUCGUUUGGAAAGGAAGAUGGAGAGGACAGGAUGUCGCUGUGAAACACAUAAAUACGGAAGGAGAGAGAAAAGCCUUCACUGUGGAAGUUCGACAGCUAUCCAGAGUUGCCCAUCCAAAUAUUGUUAAACUGUACGGUGCAUGUACCAAGAAUCCAGUAUGCUUGGUUAUGGAGUAUGCAGAAGGUGGAUCAUUGUAUAAUGUAUUGCAUUGUAAUCCUCAACCGCAUUAUACUAUUAGUCACGCUAUGAGUUGGACUCUUCAGUGUGCGCUCGGCGUUGCGUAUCUUCAUAAUAUGAAACCAAAACCAUUGAUACACAGAGAUCUAAAGCCACCCAAUCUGUUAUUAGUUAUGGGUGGACAGAUGCUUAAAAUCUGUGACUUUGGCACAGCAUGCGAUUUACACACAUACAUGACUAAUAAUAAAGGCUCAGCUGCAUGGAUGGCACCAGAAGUAUUUGAAGGAUCUAGGUAUACGGAGAAGUGUGAUGUAUUUAGUUGGGGUAUCAUUUUGUGGGAAGUUUUAGCACGUCAAAAGCCCUUUGAUGAUCUUGCGCCUUUGGGCGUUUCAGCCUUUAGGAUAAUGUGGGCUGUUCAUGUAGGACAGAGACCUCCUUUAAUAGAAGGAUGUCCGAAACCAAUCGAGGAUCUUAUGACCAGAUGUUGGCAGAAAAUACCUGAGGAAAGACCUUCCAUGGACGAGGUAGUAAGGAUAAUGAUCAAGCUAUCAGAAUUUUUCAGUCCACAUUUAGAACCUAUUGAAUAUUCCUUAAGUUGCAAAACUGAUAACAUAGAUGAGAAUGAAGCAUCAAGGGAAGAUACACUAGAUAUAGCCAGUACAUUAGAUUCUGGAAUGAACGGUUCCGUUGCGAACGGUACUAUUUGUACAAUUCCAAAGCCCUUAGAAAAAGCUAACAAAUUCUUAAAUGUAGAGAGAUCAUUGCCUUUUGCAUUAUCUCACGCAAGACCGUUCAGCGAUACGCCGACGAAUUUCUCGCCACGGCCAAAUAAUUUAGGAUUUCAACGAGUAUCUGAUGAGUGUCUGGUAUCGAAUAAUCAUUUUCCUGGAAACGUGGAUAAUAAUUUAGAACACGCUAAAUCGUCGAUUUCGCAAAGUGCAGCGGUACCAACGGCAUACGACGACAAAUUUGCCGCGCUGCAACGCAAAAAUUACAAUUUUGCUCCAUUACAUGUGGAAUGUGACCCGCAUGCUUGGGAUUUACCGAGCUCCUCUGACACAUCUUGGGAAAUUCCAAAUAAUAUGGCCGGAUUAGAUAAAGUGGUACAGAAAACGAAGAAAAAUAUCCAAAGUAGCAGCACUACGAGCGAAGAUUUGGGCAAUGUCUGCCGCCUCUUGGACGCCGACCUGAGGCCUCUCACGCCCGACGACACCUGCAAACGUUCGCGAGAGAUCUUCGAGGAGCACAAGCAGAUAGCACAGGAGUAUCUCAAGGUGCAAACGGAAAUAGCGUUGUUGAGCCAGCAUAAGAACGAGAUGUUGAAGAAUCUGAGCAUCGACAGUCUCAGGCAACAACAGGAGUUGCGAAAACUCGAAGAUGAAAAGGAGUCUCUGCUGAAGCUGUGUCGCAAUCUACAGCGGCAAUUACAGAUCAUGAAGGAUCAGAGGAUCAAGGGAGCGUUGACGAAUGCUGCUGCUGCCGCCGCCGCCGCCGCCGCUGCAACGCCGACGAUAGGACCCGCCGUUUCCGGAAACAACGGUUGGGUGGUGGUACCGCGUCCAGAUCCAUCGAGGCUUUCUUGAGACUUUACGCGUAUCCGAGGGUCUCAACAAGAAUGUACUUACGUCACGUUGUGCAAUCGGCCGGCGAUGCGCGAUGCGGAUGGAAUCAUACGCAUUGAAAUUCCAAUUCAAUUUGAUACGAAUAUAAAUCGCGCCGCUUACUAUCGAUAAAGUCGUGGCUACGCGAAUCUAUAUGGUUAUCUAGCGAAAGACGAUUUUAUCACUCGACUCUGAAUAUCUGGAUACGACGCAUGGAAACUGUGUAAUUGAUUUCCGAUCUUAUGUGAUAUAGAAGACGCGGAUUUCAGAUACAGAUUUAAUAUACAGGUACGUUUUUCAUUAGAUUUGUUGCAGAAUUUCACAGUCCCAUCUUUUUUUCUAUCUUCUUGCCAAUGCGCGUUCUCCUCGUUCGCGAAAUUGAUUAAUACGGCAAUAUAGAUCUUUCCUGUAUGAUAACUGGUAAUAAUAUUUUUGAAAAUGUAAAGGGAGAUUAUUUUCGAUUUCGAAAGCCUCGGAGGUAUCCUUAAUAAUAAUAACACAAUCUAGUCGCUUCGACGAUGACUCAUAUAAUUUGUCGAACUCUGUUUACAUUUGACGUAUAAAGAAUGCGUUGUAUGAUCUUUAUUAUUUAAGCUAUUGUAUUGCCUAUAUACUGAUCAAAAUUAUUUUAUGUAUUUUGUCGAUUUGAUUAACGUAUUGGACACACAGAGAAAAGGACAUUGCAAAUGAGACGCAAAUAUCGAACAAUGAUCAACGAACAUGGAUGCGCCAUCAUUUAGAUUAUAUUUGAAUUUUACUUCUACGUACGAUAUACGCGGUACAUAUAUAUUUGAUUGAAUUGAUCGUGUAUCAGAGAUAUAAUCUGUAUACGACUCUCUAUAGAAUACUUAUUACUUUUAGCCAAUCGUGUUGCAAGAAACGGAUUAAAAUUCGUUUUUCUUAUCGCUUAUGUGCAACUGUUUGUUUGUUUUUUUUUUCUUUUUAAUAGCUGCUUUACAUUUCAUCUAAAUGCAAAAUUGAUAUUUUCAACAAUUACAACAAUUAUUGAUCUAACGAAUUGUAAAGAUAAAGACACCAUUUAAAUCACAGUGAAUUCAAUGUACAGAAAAGUUUCUAUUUUAAUCGAGCCGAGUAAGCGGUCGUCUGAAAUGCAAGACAAAUAUCAGGACAAAUUGUUGCAAAGUAUAUAUCAAAAAAAUUGAAAAGCGCUGAAAAGUUAGAAAAUAAAUGCGCAACGAUAUCAAUGACGAUUGUAUGAGCAGAUUAUCUUAUCAUCGAAUUAGAUGAUAUUAUCAAUCGAAUAUCAUCGAAAAGGAUAUUGAUAGAAAAUUCUCACGCGUCAAAAAUUGAGUAGCCAAAAAAACAUUUCGGGCUAAUUUUCUUGUUUUCCAUUCCUAUUUUAAUUAGAAAAUCUCUCGGGACUCCCCAUUAAAAAACGCGAUUAAAAAAAGGAGAUAAGGACAUAUGACAAAAUAAUUACACUCUGACAGUUUUCCGGCGAGUUCUCUUCCGAGAAUCUGUAAAUUGUUACCUGAGCUAUAUGUAAAUGCAAAUGCAUGUAUAUAUACAUAUGUAAAUAUAAUUUUGGAAGGUUGCAA